UUUUCUCUACACGGAAAAUGUAGUCGACGCAGAUGUAGGUCAAGAGCCUAAACACAUUUUGUCUUAGGAAAUGAAAAGCUGACAACGACAAUUACACGUCAUUUAAUUUAGUCAUAAAUGCAGAAGAGCGAGAAUUGGAUGCCGACAGAUGCGCUCAAAGACAGUAUCAGUAUCGAGGAAACACUGGUGAAGUGUGAUAGUAUGACUCUGUCCAGUGCACCGCCUUUACGCAGAGGAAGUACCCCUCUGCCAAUCAAACACCAGCUCAGACGGGAAGAAGCAGUUCAUGAUGAUUGUGAUUGGACAUCAGGGUUGGCUGGACCUUCUCCUCCUCCAAUCAGUUUCAGCCUGGCAAAGGAUGAGACCAUCACCUCAGCGGUAGAGGGGAGACCCCCCUCUGAAGGGCCCUUUCGAAUUGCCCUGCUGGGUCAGAAUGGGGUGGGCAAGUCAUGCCUUGCUAUCGCCUUGGCUGGGGAUUUGGAUCGAACUGCAUCUGUGGAUUCUGAAGGGGAGGGCUAUGUGCACACUGUUACCGUGGACGACGAGGACUGCACCAUCCUUAUCUACGACAACUGGAGGCAGGACCUGUCUGAUCUCCAGUGUGAGGUGUGUGUCCUGGUGUUCUCUGUGACGGACAGGCGGAGUUUCCACCGCACCGCCCAACUCCGCCUCCUCCUCAGGGAGACGCAACCGCAAACUCCCAUCAUCCUCGUGGGCAACAAGAGCGACCUGGUCCGUUCACGUGAGGUCAGCACUCAAGAGGCCCUCACCAGCGCUUCUCUGUUUGACUGUCUAUAUGUAGAGAUGUCAGCUUCUCUGGAUCACCGCACGGCAGAGCUCCUGGAGUAUGCUGUGAGGUUAGCCAGGGGCCUCAGCCCGGUGCCUCCAGGGGCCUGUGGGCACGACAUGGCUGGCGGCCGGGAGAGCAUCACCCAUCGUGCCAAGCGUUUCCUCACUAGCCUGGUCCCACGCUACCCCCGCGAGAGGGAACGAGAGGGGGGCAAGUUCUUUAGACAAAAGUCCCGGUCCUGCCAUGACCUGGGUGCCCUGUGAUCAGGGAUGAUGGAAGGGAUAGAAAGAGAGAGGGUUGGCUAGAAAGAGAGAGGGUUGGCUAGAAAGAGAGAGGGGUGGCUAGAAAGAGAGAGGGGUGGCUAGAAAGAGAGAGGGGUGGC
This is a messenger RNA of Oncorhynchus gorbuscha (pink salmon), 1172 nucleotides long. Its product is annotated as GTP-binding protein REM 2-like. Lineage: Eukaryota; Metazoa; Chordata; Actinopteri; Salmoniformes; Salmonidae. The record is from RefSeq and is a predicted model, not a curated record. Bases 118 to 1053 code for a protein of 311 amino acids. Gene Ontology annotation, molecular function: GTPase activity; GTP binding; calcium channel regulator activity. Gene Ontology annotation, cellular component: plasma membrane. The transcript has 6 exons.